Molecule: messenger RNA, 1128 nt
Organism: Syngnathus acus (greater pipefish)
Lineage: Eukaryota; Metazoa; Chordata; Actinopteri; Syngnathiformes; Syngnathidae
Product: MOB kinase activator 2
Exons: 5
Coding region: 327-1025 (232 amino acids)
Biological process (GO): positive regulation of protein phosphorylation; signal transduction
Cellular component (GO): nucleus; cytoplasm
Molecular function (GO): protein kinase activator activity
Source: RefSeq, a predicted model, not a curated record
CUCAGAGCUGAGGAGGCGGCGCUUGCGGGGCGUGGGACUCUAGACAAAGAAGACACACUCACUUACUCACUCACACACACACUUACACAACGCUCACACAAGACACGACUGGAGUUGGACAGCUGGAAUCGAUCUUCAACUCCUGGGACUAUUUUUGCUUUCCCCCCUGCUUGGCGAACAAAGUUGUCAAAAAAAAGGAGGAGCUGUACGUUUUCCAGCUGUGCCGAUCCAUAAGUUGCGCUACCAUAUGUUGUGCGUAAAUGUGCGCGCGGAUAGGCGUGCUCGGGAUGGAAAAUAGGGGCCGGCUCUGCUCUUAGCUGUCCGCCAUGGGGGGUUGCCAUAGUUACCCCACCACCACCACCAAAGCGGACGGCAAAGCUCCUCCCGACGUCUGCGAUGGCAAAGUGGGGCUCAACAACAACAUCCUGGAGACGCGUCCGUACCUCCAGCAGGAGUACGCAUGUCAGCACAUCAACCACACGGACAUGUGCGCGCUCACGUCGCUACCGCCCGGCGUGGACAAAGCCGAGUGGUUGGCCAGCAACACCGUGUCGUUUUUCAAGCACAUAAACCUGUUCUCCAGCGCGCUGUCCGAGUUCUGCACCCCCACCACCUGCCCGACCGCCUGCGGACCGGGCGACACAGUUUAUGUUUGGACUGAUGAUCAUGGCAGGAAGCUGAAAUGCUCGGCUCCUCUCUACUUUGACUACGCCAUGUCUUACAUUCAGGACCUACUUACAGAUGAAGAUGUGUUCCCCACAAAAGCAGGCUCAGUUUUCCCCACCGGCUUCAUCUUCCUGGCGCAGAAGGUGUUUUUGUUGCUGUUCAGGACUCUGGCCCACAUCUACUGGUCUCACUUCCGGCAGACGCACGCGCUGGGCCUGCACGCUCAUCUCAACACGCUCUUUGCGCACCUCACGCUCUUUUGCCGGCAGCACGCGUUGCUGGACGCCGAGGACACUGAACCGCUGCAGGACCUUAUCUCGGCUCUGGGAUUGCAGGGAGGAACACAGGACAAGAAAUAAUGACUUGGAAAGUUUUGCUCGACAAUAUCAGGCUCUCGUUGUGUAUAGUUAAAGUUGUGAUUGAAAUCUUGUUAAAAAAAGCCAAGACAUUAUUUAAUUGAAA